Messenger RNA from Branchiostoma floridae (Florida lancelet), 2105 nucleotides. RefSeq names its product high-affinity choline transporter 1-like. The record is from RefSeq and is a predicted model, not a curated record. The transcript is spliced from 10 exons. Gene Ontology annotation, cellular component: plasma membrane. The coding region runs from base 122 to 1819 and encodes 565 amino acids. Gene Ontology annotation, biological process: transmembrane transport; choline transport; acetylcholine biosynthetic process. Gene Ontology annotation, molecular function: choline:sodium symporter activity. Lineage: Eukaryota; Metazoa; Chordata; Leptocardii; Amphioxiformes; Branchiostomatidae.
ACUCUCCGUCAUUCUUCGGAUAGUCGCGCGAGGUCAAAAACGGGUCGAAAGAGCAUCCGAAAACUCUGUCGUCAUUCUUCCAACCUCUUGGCGAUAGGGUCUAGAUUUUGCAUCAAGCAAAAUGGAGGUUAACAUCCCGGGAAUUAUUGCGGUUAUUGUUUUCUACCUGGUGAUUUUGGCCAUCGGGUUGUGGGCGGCGCGUCGCGGGGCGAAGAAGGAGGCGGAGGCCGAGGGCGCCCCGGAGAGCGAGCAGGUCAUCCUGGCCGGACGGGACAUCGGAGUUGUCAUUGGGAUAAUGACCAUGACUGCCACGUGGGUGGGAGGAGGCUACAUCAAUGGAACAGCGGAAGUGAUCUUUGACCCCAAGCAAGGGCUCAUCUGGUGCCAAGCUCCAUUCGGAUACUCCACUAGCCUCCUUCUGGGAGGACUUCUGUUCGCCAAGAAGAUGCGUUCUGAAGGGUACGUGACGAUGUUGGACCCGUUCCAGCAGCGGUACGGAGAGAGGAUGGGCGGGCUGCUCUUCAUCCCCGCCCUGCUGGCUGACGUCUGCUGGUGCGGCUCCAUCCUGGCUGCUCUCGGCACGACCUUGACUGUCAUCCUUGGACUGGACGUCAACGUGUCAAUCAUCAUAUCAGCCGCCAUCGCCGUUUCCUACACGCUUUUCGGGGGACUGUUCUCUGUCAUCUACACUGACAUCAUCCAGCUGAUUUGCAUAUUCAUCGGACUGUGGAUUUCCGUCCCAUUUGCCAUAACCAACCCCCUGGUGUCCAACAUCGGGAACACCACGUGGACUCGGAUCUUGUACACACCUAUCAACGAUUCGUCCGUGAACGUCACAAGCUUCAACGAGACAGAGACGUACGGCUGGUACGGCGAAUGGGACAUGAAGAGAUCCGGAUAUUGGAUAGACCAUGCCUUGCUGCUGGUGUUUGGUGGUAUUCCGUGGCAAGCCUACUUCCAACGUGUCCUCUCCUCCAAGUCUCCUGCGCGUGCGCAGUGGCUGUCCAUCGCAGCAGGCAUUGGUUGUUUCCUGAUGUCCAUCCCUUCUGUACUGAUCGGUGCUAUUGGUGCUUCUACAGACUGGCCUGCGACGACAUACGGUAAAGACCCAGCCAUUGAGGGAGAGAAAAGGAUGAUACUCCCGUUGGUCAUACAGCACUUGACCCCGACGUGGGUGGCGUUCCUCGGACUCGGUGCCGUGUCAGCUGCCGUCAUGUCGUCCACGGACUCCUCGGUCCUGGCCUCGAGCUCCAUGUUUGCCAAGAACGUCUACAAGCCCCUCUUCAGGCAAAAGGCGUCGGAGACAGAGAUAGUGUGGGUGAUGCGUGCUGCCAUCUUUGUUGUGGCUGCCUUGGCUUCUGUUCUUGCCAUCACUGUCAAGUCCGUUUACGGACUGUUUGUGCUGUGCUCGGACUUGGUGUACGUAGUCGUCUUCCCCCAGCUGGUGUCCGUGGUGUACCUGAAGUUCACCAACACGUACGGCUCGCUGUGUGGUUACAUCAUCGGGCUGGUGCUUCGGCUCGGAGGCGGAGAAGAUCUUCUGCAUGUUCCAGCCGUCAUCAAGUACCCAUAUUACGACGAGACGACAGGAAAGCAGCUCUUCCCCUUCCGGACCCUGGACAUGAUCUGCAGCUUCCUGACGAUCAUCCUCGUCUCACACUUAGCGCGCCUGCUCUUCCUCAAGGGGAAGAUUCCGAUGAAGUACGACAUCGCGGGAUGCUUCCACACAGCGGAAGAAAAGCAGGCACCUACCAGAGAAUCAAACACGGCUAACGGGAAGAGUACUGGGGAACACCAUGAACUAGAGACCAUGAAUUGAAUAUAUGAUUCUAAAUGUAUUCGACCUUAUAGGUGAUGAGAACAACACAAAGGAUACAUACAUUUUCACUAUUUAUACCAUUACCCACUGAGAUGUAAUGUAGAUCAUGCCUUGAUGACAAUUGUGUCGAUGACAUAUUCGCGCGUGCAUUUAUACCUGUUAAUUGCUUAGCUUCAUAACUUCGUAAUAUCGUUAUUUUUGUUGCCGCUUUGUCGUGUGUUUACAUUAUUAGAGCAACUGUGCUUUUGCGUUGUUAUUGGCUUUCUAUUAUUAUAAUAAAGGAUUU